Odocoileus virginianus texanus is the source of this 2660-nucleotide messenger RNA. The record is from RefSeq and is a predicted model, not a curated record. Lineage: Eukaryota; Metazoa; Chordata; Mammalia; Artiodactyla; Cervidae.
AUGUUAGAGAACUAUGGAAACCUGGCCUCCUUGGCUGGACCUGGUCGCCUUGCUGGAGCAAUUGAAGGAUCCCAGGAAUAUAAGGAGAAUGGAGACAACAGCCAUUUACCCAGCUAUGACUCCACAAGACAUCCAGGAUUUGAUGCCAAACAAUCCAGCAUAGAAGAUGUAUUCCCAAAAUCAAACCUAGGAAUAUAUCAAACAUCUCAGCUCAGAAACUUAAAUUUAAUGAAAGCCUGGGAAUGUCCGAGAGUAUAUGAAAAAUGGAGAGUGUGUUUAAGUGGACAUAAAGAAAUGCAGACAGUUACACAUAAUGCUAACAUCACUGCAAAAAGAAAUCAGCAACAUGAGUCAAAUUGGGAAAAACACCAACUUCAGUCUUCAACAUCUGCAGAGAAGUGUAAGUAUUUAAGAAAAGAUUUCCAUCCUUUUGUGAAACAUACAUGUUCUCUGAAAGGAAAUGUGGAAAAUCUGGAAGGUAAUCUAGUCUCUACUGAAAAUACUCAUUCAGACAAUUCUGAACUUAGGCUUCGACUAAACAUACAUUCAAGCAUGUCUGAACACCUACGAUUUAACAAUGAGUGGGAAAACUCACAAUCUAACCAAUUUGAGGGAUCCAUGACCAGGAGGUCAUUAUUCUUCCCCCAAAAAAUAUUUUCUCUGCAUUCCAAGAUGUAUAAUAUUGAUGAUAAUGGAAGAGAUGUAAUCCAACCGUCAUUGUUCAAUACAUAUUGUGAUGUGGUUAAUACACAACAACGUUGUAUGUGUAAUAAAAUGAGUGAGACUUUAAAUAAGAGCUCCAGCUCCAAUAUUCAUGGUGGACUGAGAAGGUAUUCAGGCAAUGAAACUGGGUAUACGGUUGAAGGAGACUCAAACCUUAAGAAACAUCAGGGACCCAAAUCUUCAAACAAGGAAUCUAAAAGUAAUAAAUGUAGAAAUGCCUUUGAUCAAAUGUCAGGUUUUUCUCUCGAUAAGAGUACUUGUACUGAAGAGAGGACUUGUACUGAAUGUGGUAAGUUUUCUAGUCAGUCUUCAGAACUUCAACAGCACACUGUUCAGAAUCCACAGAAAGAAAACAAGUGUAAGAUAUGUGGGAAGGUGUUUAGUAACUCAUGCCAUCUAAGGAGCAAGAAAAUUCAUAUAGGAAGGAAACCUUUCCAAUGCAGCAAAGUGUGUAACCAUUGCUGACUUCUUACUAAACAUCAGAGAAUUCAUACAGGAGAGAAACAUUACAAAUGUACAGAAUGUGGCAAAGCCUUUACUUACAAUUCAGGUCUUAUUCAACACCAGCAGGUUCAUACUGGAGAGAGACCUUGCGAAUGUAAAGAAUGUGGCAAAGCCUUCACUACAAGUUCGGACCUUUCUCAACAUCACCGAAUUCAUACUGGGGAUAGACGUUAUAAAUGUACAGAAUGUGGCAAGGCCUUUAUUAAGGGUUCUGGUCUUACUAAACAUCAGCGAAUCCAUACUGGGGAGAGACCAUUUUCAUGUACUGAAUGUGGCAAAGACUUUGCUUACAACUCAGCACUUACUCAACAUCGGCCAAUUCAUACUGGAGAGAGACCUUAUACAUGUACAGAAUGUGGCAAAGCCUUUAGUCAUAGUGGCAAUCUCACUAAACAUCUGAGAACACACAUUGGAGAGAAACCGUAGUAAUGGAACAAGUGACGGAAGAGGUUUGCCCUAGACAUGCAUCGGAAAACACAAGAAUUUAUACAAGAAACCUAUGGCAGUGAUGUAACAAAUAGGUAGAAAAGUAUUUAAUCAAAAGUUAAAUUGAAAUGAAUACCAGAGAUUGCAUACUAGAAGGCAUUUCAUCAAUUUUGUUUUCAGAAUUUUCUCUGAAGGAGAAUGAAUGUAGGGAGUACUCCAUAGUUAAAACACAUAGAAGAUGAAUAUAUUAGCAUGAAUUGUGAGAUGAAGGUUGAUGGUUAGAAAGUUACAAUUCAUAGCACUGUGUGUAUGCUUGUUAAUAAUGAUAUGAUUUGAGAUUAUUUGAGAUGAAUGUAAUUCAGCACUCAAGUAAUCCAUACUAUGCCUUCUUUCAAACAUAGGUUUUUGAUGGUUUAUUAAAUAUUAACCUUUUUAUACUGUGUUGCAACCAUUUCUGUCUAUUCUCCAUUAGAAGAUAAAGGAUAUCAUGAUGUUAAGUGGACAAUGACCAUCUAAAUGGAGGUGUUUGUCAUUGAUGUGAAAUAUCUGGAGGUUGCCAUGAUGUAAGUGAUCAUUUAAUCUUUCCAUGUUGUAAAGUAAGACAGAAGUUGGUUGUAAGGUUUCAAUAGUAAUACCCUUCAUUUGUAAGAACACAAUGACAGUUCACUGCAAUAUUGAUGUAUCUUUAUAAUAUCAACCAAGUCAUGAUUGUUACUUGACCAUGUUGAAGUAAAGACAGCUUCUGUGAUAACCUAGAAAUGUAUUAGAAACCCUUCUUGGAAAAGACAUGGAAUUAGUGUAUAUCAUGCUUGCUAAGUGCUUCCUAGGCUUUGUUUGGUAAGCUGUGAAAAUGACAAAUCUCACAUCAUUAUAUCCUAAAACGAAUAUCUUUCUCUGUACUUUUGAUCCGUACUUAAUCAUGGAUCAUACCAUGGAUUGUAAAAGGUUUUAUUUCCACUCUGUGUGAAAUUAAUACAUGGUUAUUAAUAAAAGUGAAUGGCUUUUAG